Mercenaria mercenaria is the source of this 810-nucleotide messenger RNA. RefSeq lists its product as uncharacterized. The record is from RefSeq and is a predicted model, not a curated record. The transcript has 2 exons. NCBI's taxonomy places the organism in Eukaryota, Metazoa, Mollusca, Bivalvia, Venerida, Veneridae. The coding region runs from base 70 to 798 and encodes 242 amino acids. Gene Ontology annotation, molecular function: protein binding.
AGAGCUAUUGUAUCUGUUGCACAUAUAAUAACAUUAACAGAAACUCGGAACAUUUAGACAAAUAUAAAUAUGAAAUAUUGUAAGACUGUCCACAGUCUCAGAACAUUUAUCUUGAUUAUCCUUCUGCUACAAGGUAAGACUCAUGGAGAGCCACAUUGCUCCAAAUUUCACUAUGAAGAACAAACUUUAAAGAAAAUAAUUCAUUUGGAGUUCCAAAUGGAAAGACUUAAGUCGGAAAUGGAGAACACACAGAAGCGUACUAUGGAUAUGUUAAACGAACUGGAAAACUUCAAAGAAACGCUCUCAACUGAGUUCAAUGGCAUAAAAGAACAAAACAGACUGGACUUAGAAAACCGAUCUGAAGAUUUUAGAAUCUUAAAAGAUUCAGUUUCUAUCCCAGUUAUUGCAUUCCAAUCAAGGAAUCCAUCUACAAUCAAUCCAAAGUCUGGAGACAAGAUCGUUUUCACAGUUACACUGCACGAUUCAGCGAAUUCUUACGACAACAAAACUGGGAUAUUCACGGCUCCUGUCUCUGGAACUUAUUUGUUCAAUGUUCAGCUUUGCUUAGCAAGCGGUACUAAAUAUAUUCAUUAUGCGAUAUAUGUUGAAUCUACAGCCGUAACUAACACACUUCUAUAUGACUCUUCACAGCGAUUUUGCAACAGUGCCACUGCUAUCGUUUACCUUCGAAAAGAUGACGGCGUGUAUACGAAAGCGAUCUCUACUAAUGGUAAUGCAUUGCGAGAAGCAGGUUAUGAGUGGAACAUGUUUAGUGGAGUUUUGUUAAACAACAAAUGAGCCGCGCCAUGA